Molecule: messenger RNA, 988 nt
Organism: Vollenhovia emeryi
Lineage: Eukaryota; Metazoa; Arthropoda; Insecta; Hymenoptera; Formicidae
Gene: galla-2
Product: MIP18 family protein CG7949
Exons: 3
Coding region: 111-581 (156 amino acids)
Biological process (GO): iron-sulfur cluster assembly
Cellular component (GO): cytosolic [4Fe-4S] assembly targeting complex
Source: RefSeq, a predicted model, not a curated record
UAACCACGUCAAGGAGUGGGAAGCGCGUGCUAGACUCUUCGUUUUGUUUAUGACCUGAGGAACGACCGGGUUAUAUGACGAUUUGACGUGUCAAUUCAGUGAUAAAUACGAUGAACGAAAAUCUGGAGAACAUCAAUCCGAAGCUCUACAAAAAAUUGGAUGACCGAGAAAUCACCGUCGAGGAGCAAGACGAGGAUGUCGCGGAUGAAUUUGACGCGCGAGAGGUUUUCGAUAUAAUCAGAAAUAUCAAUGAUCCGGAGCAUCCUUUGACUUUGGAAGAGCUGAACGUAGUUGAGCAAGAUCUCAUCGAGGUUGACGACAAGAAGAACAGAGUGGACGUGAAGUUUACACCUACAAUCCCGCAUUGCAGCAUGGCCACUCUAAUCGGAUUGUCUAUUCGCGUACAAUUGCUGCGUGCCUUACCCGCUAGGUUUAAAGUCAGCGUGGAAAUUUCCCCGGGCACUCAUGUCUCGGAGGCGGCAGUGAACAAGCAGCUCGCGGACAAAGAAAGAGUGGCUGCGGCCUUGGAAAAUGCUAUGCUACUCGGCGUGAUCAAUCAGUGUUUGGCACCGAAAAAUUAGCAAAUUGUAUUAAUUCCGAGAUUCGUGUUUGAAGCCCGCGUAGUUUUGUUGUACGUCGCAAAGUAGCUUUUGUAUCUCAGUUUGAACAACGAACGUAGAGAGAGAGAGAGUUUGCUGAAACUCUUUAAAAAAAAUCGAUUAAGUAAGAUUGCUGUGAAUAACGGGUAUUAACUAUAAGAUUUAAUAGAUAUUAUUUAAUAGAUAGAUUAGUAAUAUUAACAGGAAAGUUUUCUUCGAUUUAAAUAUACGUAUUUACUAAUACGUUUACCAUGUACAGUUCACUAUACAAGUGGAUCACUAAUAAAAUUAACAUGGAUUUUAAUACAUCCAGUGAAAAUGAGGUGUAGUAUGAAGGGAAAGAGAAAAAUAUAGAUGCUUAACACAAAGUUGUACUAUUUGUGGACGUA